Messenger RNA from Nematolebias whitei (Rio pearlfish), 2526 nucleotides. RefSeq names its product V-set and immunoglobulin domain-containing protein 10-like 2. NCBI's taxonomy places the organism in Eukaryota, Metazoa, Chordata, Actinopteri, Cyprinodontiformes, Rivulidae. The record is from RefSeq and is a predicted model, not a curated record. Bases 1 to 2526 code for a protein of 841 amino acids. The transcript is spliced from 12 exons. Gene Ontology annotation, molecular function: protein binding.
AUGGUGGCCCAAGUCUUAGGACCGGCCUUUAUUUAUCUUGCAACUAAUCUGGUCAGUGUCACAGCAAAUGCUCUUCAGAUAAAUCACACUGGUGAGGUGGUUUAUAAUGACACCAACGUGUUUGGAGUGGUGGACCAUCUGGUCCUCCUGGAAUGCGGGCCAAGGUUACCUGACAUCUACAUCUGGAGCUUCACCAAGCCCGGCACAGACAGUAUCAAAGCCGUGGUGUAUGACCUGGGGAAAGGGCCCAGGAUCCAGCAGCUGGCCGAGACGAUUGGACCUCUGACAGUCAUCUCAGACCGAGCGGCACUGAGCUUCGACAGACUUCCUCUGGCUGCUCAUGGCCUGUUCACCUGCCAGGCCUUCUUCGACAAUAAAGAUGGAGUCUUGGCCUUCUAUUACUACGUGCACCUUUUUGUCCAAGUCCCCGUCAGUAAGCCAUACCUCCUCAUAAAAGAUGAGUACCCUGUAGAAGGCUCAGACAUGUGGAUCCAGUGCAAAGUGGAAAAUGGGUCAGAGCCGAUCCAGUACACGUGGCAACGUGAAGCCCCCAGUGGAAACGUCACAACUUUCUCAAAGGGCAACAGCAGCAUUGUCACCAUAACUGGCAUCAACCGAAACCACACGGGCUGGUACCGCUGUGUGGCAAGUAACGCUGUCAACAACGAGAGCUCUGAGAGCUUGCUGUUGAACGUCACAUAUGGUCCAGAUGUUCCUCAGAUAAACGUGACUCCAUACACAAUAACAGAGCUCGGGUUCUCAACUCUGGAGACAGAAAACGUUACUUUGUCAUGUGAUGCUCGGUCCAAUCCAGCCAGUCGGUAUGUCUGGUUCUGCAACAACUCCCAGAUCCACAGCGGGCCGCAGUUCACCGUCAAAAAGAUCCUCCGCAACCAGACUGGAGACUACACCUGCUUGACACGAAACCCUUACCUGAACACGAACUCCAGCAGAACCAUCCGUCUGACGGUCUACUACCCCCCCGAUGGUUCCCCCUCCUGCUCUGUGGAGGCGGCUCUGAACUACACCGCUCACAGACUGCUCUGCUCAUGGCCCGGUGGGUUACCCUCCCCGUCCCUCCAAUGGACCAGAGACCAAGCAGGACAACAAACAAAUCUACAAACUGGUUCUGACCUCCUGCUGCCCCCUGGGAGCCUGAGUCCUAACAGCAGCUUGUUCACAUGUGUGGGCUCCCAUCCUGCUCUGAAACAACGGGCACAGUGCAGCACACGCACAUAUCUUCCUCCUGCAGAGCCGGUGUGUUUCGCCUACGUGACCAUCACUCGACAGUAUCUGAUGCUGUCCUGCUCCUGGGACGGAGGGGCCCCCAAAGCCUUGGUGUGGUGGGAGGGACCAGCGGGCCAGAGGCAAGCAGGACAGGAGAACUCCAACAUCCUGGUCCUCCGCUACGGCACCGCCCGCAGUGGGAAUCCCUACACCUGCUACGCCAAACACCCACUUCAGGUCCAAGCAAAGACCUGCAGCCUGACUCUGGAGGCCCCCGUGUUGCUGACGCAGCGCCGCGUCGUGUCUGUGUACGAGGGCAGCGAUGUGCAGCUCACCUGCAGUCUGAGGUCCAACUACCUUCCUGCCACUGAAAUCUCCUGGUUCAACAAUCAGGGCGUGGAUGUCCGAGACACCUCCAAGUACCUGCUGCUGCGAACGUCUGCGUGGGCCAACCUGACGGUGAAGGACACAGAUGAGACGCAGGACAGCGGCGAGUACAGGUGCUCCACCUCCAACGCAGUGGGAGGAGCUGAGAUCAACAUCACUUUGGAGGUCAAGAAACACCUCAUGCCCCCCAACGUGAGCCUGGUCAGAGCGGCGUACAGCAGCCGACAGCGCAACGAGGUGCAGCUGGAGUGGCAGGUCCAAUCUGAUGCAGAUGGAGGUUGGACGGGGUUCUUCCUGGAACACCAGUGGGUGUCAGAACGACCAAAAAGUAAAGGAAGCAGCAAUGGUUCCCUGGUUCGGAAGGAGGAAAGGGCUGUUUCCCAGGAUUGGUACCGUGACAUCGUCGAAGAUGCAGGAGUCCGGAGCUACACAGUGCGAGGACUGACUCCAACCGUGACCUACCAGUUCCGCAUCAUCCCCGUCAACUACAGAACCAUCGGACAUCCUUCUGCAGCAAAGACUCCAGCGGAGCCACGCUACAACAUGUACCCCGCUGUGAUCGGAGCAGCCAUAGGUGGGAUGCUGUUUGCAGCUCUUCUCACGGUGCUGCUGCUCAUCUUCAUCAUCCGCAACCGCCACAACCAUCCUCGACUGCACAGCAUGCUGUUUGGACUGCAGCACAGCCAGUCCAGGGAGAACAUCAACUUUCCAGAGGAUGAAAUGGUCAGAGGCUUAGAAGGAGGGAUAGAGGAUAUUGGUGGAUUAUCCAGCGCAGGUCCAACCAUUUCUAUUCCUCGGGCCUCCUCACCCCUGAGUGCCACUCCCACCCCCAGCCCCACUCCUAGCCAAGCACCUCCCCCCGGCGAUGACGAGCCCGUCAGCGUCACCAUCACGGUCAAAUCUACAGGCUGA